Penicillium crustosum is the source of this 204-nucleotide messenger RNA. RefSeq lists its product as uncharacterized. Lineage: Eukaryota; Fungi; Ascomycota; Eurotiomycetes; Eurotiales; Aspergillaceae. The coding region runs from base 1 to 204 and encodes 67 amino acids. The record is from RefSeq and is a predicted model, not a curated record. The transcript is spliced from 2 exons.
AUGAACAAUGUAACUUUGUCCUAUUUGAUUGGUCUCACUGUUCCCUUUCUUUUCGAAACAAGGUCAAGCUUGCUCGAUUUGACUAUGCGAGAUGAUAGGCUGAAAGCACAAGAUGACUCAAUCGUUGCGAGGGGAAACUCCUCACGCGACCCCUCGUUUCUUCUUUUAUUACCUUUGAUCUCAUCUACAACUCAUAUGCAUUGA